Molecule: messenger RNA, 1781 nt
Organism: Mesocricetus auratus (golden hamster)
Lineage: Eukaryota; Metazoa; Chordata; Mammalia; Rodentia; Cricetidae
Gene: Mbd2
Product: methyl-CpG binding domain protein 2
Exons: 7
Coding region: 63-1301 (412 amino acids)
Molecular function (GO): DNA binding
Source: RefSeq, a predicted model, not a curated record
UCUCCGGGAUUCCAAGGGCUCGGUUACGGAAGAAGCGCAGAGCCGGCUGGGGAGGGGGCUGGAUGCGCGCGCACCCGGGGGGAGGCCGCUGCUGCCCGGAGCAGGAGGAGGGGGAGAGCGCGGCGGGCGGCAGCGGCGCUGGCGGCGACUCCGCCAUAGAGCAGGGGGGCCAGGGCAGCGCGCUCGCUCCGUCCCCGGUGAGCGGCGUGCGCAGGGAAGGCGCUCGGGGCGGCGGCCGUGGCCGGGGGCGGUGGAAGCAGGCGGCCCGGGGCGGCGGCGUCUGUGGCCGUGGCCGUGGCCGUGGCCGGGGUCGGGGCCGUGGCCGGGGCCGGGGCCGGGGCCGCGGCCGUCCCCAGAGUGGCGGCAGCGGCCUUGGCGGCGACGGCGGCGCGGGCGGCUCCGGUGUCGGCAGCGGUGGCGGCGUCGCCCCCCGGCGGGAGCCUGUCCCUUUCCCGUCGGGGAGUGCGGGGCCGGGGCCCAGGGGACCCCGGGCCACGGAAAGCGGGAAGAGGAUGGACUGCCCUGCCCUCCCCCCCGGAUGGAAGAAGGAGGAAGUGAUCCGAAAAUCAGGGCUCAGUGCUGGCAAGAGCGAUGUCUACUACUUCAGUCCAAGUGGUAAGAAGUUCAGAAGUAAACCUCAGCUGGCAAGGUACCUGGGAAAUGCCGUUGACCUCAGCAGUUUUGACUUCAGAACUGGCAAGAUGAUGCCUAGUAAAUUACAGAAGAACAAGCAGAGACUGCGGAAUGACCCUCUCAAUCAGAACAAGGGUAAACCAGACUUGAACACGACAUUGCCAAUUAGACAAACUGCAUCAAUUUUCAAGCAACCAGUCACCAAAGUCACAAAUCACCCCAAUAAUAAAGUGAAGUCAGACCCACAACGAGUGAAUGAACAGCCACGUCAGCUUUUCUGGGAGAAGAGACUGCAAGGACUUAGUGCAUCAGAUGUAACAGAACAAAUUAUAAAAACCAUGGAGCUACCCAAAGGCCUUCAAGGAGUUGGUCCCGGGAGUAAUGAUGAGACCCUUUUGUCUGCUGUGGCCAGUGCUCUGCACACAAGUUCUGCGCCAAUCACUGGACAAGUCUCUGCGGCCGUGGAGAAGAACCCUGCUGUCUGGCUUAACACAUCUCAGCCCCUCUGCAAAGCUUUCAUUGUCACAGAUGAAGACAUUAGGAAACAGGAAGAGCGAGUCCAACAAGUACGAAAGAAAUUGGAAGAAGCACUGAUGGCAGACAUCCUGUCCCGGGCUGCUGAUACAGAGGAGGUAGACAUUGAUAUGGACAGUGGAGAUGACGCUUAAGAAUAUCAUCAGGUAACUUUCGACUGAACUUCCCCAAGAGCAAAUUGCCAGUAAUGGAGUUAAAACAUUUCCACCAGGUUUCGCCUGUAAGAAAAAAGUGUACCUGAGCACAUAGAGCUUUUUAAUAGCACUAACCAAUGCCUUUCUAGAUGUAUUUUUGAUGUAUAUAUCUAUUAUUCCAAAUGAUGUUUAUUUUGAGUCCUAGGACUUAAAGUAGUCUUUUAUAAUAUCAAGCAGGACCCUUAAAAAUGAAGUGGAGCUUCUGAUGCCAGGUGCAAUCUACUGGAAAUGUAGCACUUAGUGAGAUAUUUGUUUCCCCCACAGUUUUAAUACAACAGAUCAGGAGUACCAAACACAUUUCCCAACUAAAGAUUAUUGUGACUUCUCUGUAUAUAAACAGAUUUUUAUACUUUAUUGAAAGAAGAUACCUGUACAUUCUUCCAUCAUCACUGUAAAGACAAAUAAAUGACUAUAUUCACA